Molecule: messenger RNA, 1826 nt
Organism: Sceloporus undulatus (fence lizard)
Lineage: Eukaryota; Metazoa; Chordata; Lepidosauria; Squamata; Phrynosomatidae
Product: galactose-1-phosphate uridylyltransferase-like
Biological process (GO): beta-D-galactose catabolic process via UDP-galactose, Leloir pathway
Cellular component (GO): cytoplasm
Molecular function (GO): UDP-glucose:hexose-1-phosphate uridylyltransferase activity; zinc ion binding
Source: RefSeq, a predicted model, not a curated record
AUGCCGUCUUCUCUUUCUGCCCAGGAAGCAGCUUUGCCAAGGAGGCUCUCUAGUUAUGCUCAGAGGCUGAGAGAGUGUCGCCCCAGAGACAUGACUCCUCCGUUCCCACGGGAGGAAUUGGGGAAUGGGCUGCAAUGGAUCUGGGCCAGCAACUUCCUACCCAAUGAAGCUUCUCUGGAAGACUGUACACAGAAACAGUACCUUACUGAGCAUGGCAUUCCCAUGCUGCUUGAUUAUGCCCAGCUGGAGGCUGAGAGGAAGGAGAGGAUUGUGGUGGAGAAUGCAGACUGGCUGGUGGUCGUCCCCUACUGGGCUACCUGGCCUUACCAGACCCUCUUGCUUCCUCGGAGGCAUGUUUGCCGGCUCCAGGACCUUCAAGAGAGUGAAAGAGAGAGUUUGGCUUCCAUUAUGAAGAGGCUUCUCACCAAAUAUGAUAAUCUUUUCCAGAUCUCCUUCCCCUACUCUAUGGGAUGGCAUGGGGCCCCAACUGGAUCGUACCUGGAAGCAGACUGCAGUCAUUGGCAGCUCCAUGCCCAUUACUACCCGCCUCUGCUGCGUUCUGCCACUGUGCGCAAGUUCAUGGUUGGCUACGAAAUGCUCCAAAGGGACUUGACUCCAGAGCAGGCUGCUGAGCGCCUGAGAAAUCUGCCUGAGGAGCACUACCGGCUGAAACCGAGGGAUGCUUCCUAGCACCAAGCUUCGUGGGCAUUGGGACUAUUGAAGGAUGACUCCCUUUCAACCAAGGAGACCUCUGUGUGAAUCUUUCUGGGUGACAGGGAAGGUUUUCCCUUGUUGGAGGCCUCCCUGCAAGGACUCUUUGACUCUGGGAGCCAGGUUUGGAUUGAGAUAUUUCAGCCUUGUGACGCCAGAGUUGUGUGAGGAGCUCCUUCAUCUUUGGCCAUGGGACUUCUUCUAUGUAUAUCCAUUCUGUCCACAAGGGCUAAAGCUCCCAUCAUGCCUCACAGAAUAGGAAUUAGGGACAAAGUCGUAUUUAGUGCCAACUUUUAAUAAUCCCACUAGUAAAUCAUUUCUCAGGGAUUCAUUCCCCAGCUAGGAAAGCUGGGAUUAUUGUGAUAAACUUGUAUGUGCACUUCUUCCAAGGUGAAGAUAAAGCCUGGUUGUUUUCAUAGGAGACUUAAAUUAAGACCAAUCCAGCUUCCGAAUGAGAGUCUGUGGUGCUUGAGUGAGGCCUGAAACAGUCUUAUUUUCCAGUGAUACUUAGAAAGUGGCCAGAGAAAGGUUGAAUGUGCCAGUCUUGGCCUUGCUUGAGCUGGAGAGAUGGAGAGAGGCAAAUGGGAGGUAAAAUCUCAGCUGUUUCCAGGUGUUCUGCUGGAGCCAUGGCUCUGUAACCAUGUGAAAGAGGAGCAUUUUUCCUGAGUUCUGAAAGCUAUUUUUUGACAUGGGAAAGCAAGCAAGUAGCUGGUGUCAAGAGACGUACAACCCCUUCAGUUUUUAAUUUUCUGCCUGUUCAGUCCUGUGAAGCCAGUGGUUUCCUGCUCUACUUGCUUUCUGAGAAAAUCCUUCUUAAACACCCUGUAUCUCUUCAGGACUCAAGAAUGUGGUGCUGGGUCCAGUCAGUUCCUGAGCACACCACAAACCAUUAUUGAAUGAAGACAAAGGAGACUUGCAGGAUUAUCCUCCCCAGAAAAAAAUAUGUGGAAAAGAUAUUUCUCAGUGUGAUUUUUCGGCGGUUUAUACACCCAUUGAACCUAGAAGCUUGCGGGACAGUGGUUUUGAUAUUUGGGUUCUACAUGCUAUUUGCCUGUUAUUUUAACCCUCCUGAUCCAAACCGUUUUACUUGAAAAUAAAGACAGUCUGCUCAGUGA